This is a messenger RNA of Bombina bombina (fire-bellied toad), 770 nucleotides long. It is a transcript of the gene FAM174A, whose product is annotated as family with sequence similarity 174 member A. The coding region runs from base 103 to 549 and encodes 148 amino acids. The transcript is spliced from 3 exons. Lineage: Eukaryota; Metazoa; Chordata; Amphibia; Anura; Bombinatoridae. The record is from RefSeq and is a predicted model, not a curated record.
GACCCGGAAGUAGUGUGAUGAUGGCCUGUGUGUAGUGGAUUCAGCAUUACUUGCAGUUGUAAGCAAAGCCUUGUCCUCUGCGGCGACUUGGGGCAGCCCAAUAUGAGGUGCGGGCAUUGCCUCUGGUCGCUUUUCUCGGUGACUGGGCUUCUGUAUAUACUAAUAGCCUUUAGCCUCAUUUCUUGUGCUAGCACUUUACCUGGAUCUGUCUCUUCUACGUCCCCUACCAAUUUAAGUGGCCCUCAGUCUGCAAGCCCUGCUAAAGAGAGCAACUCGAGUACUGUUGGAAAAGAACACGCUUCAACAGUAUCCGGAGUGUUCCCACCGAACAAACCCCGCACACAGAGAGCCCUUGUAGUUCUUAUGGUUGUGAGCGCUGCCGUUAUUGUGUAUUUUGUGAUACGAACUAUUAGGUCAAGAAGGAAAAACAGAAAAACUAGAAAAUAUGGUGUGUUGGAUACUAACAUCGGAAACAUGGAAUUAACUCCAUUAGAGCAAGAUGAUGAAGAUGAUGAUACAUUAUUUGAUGCCAAUCAUCCUCGAAGGUAAUCCUGCUUCUUGCCAUGGAACUAGUUACAUUUAUGCUUGACAAAAUUAUAAUUUACUGACAAAGAAAUCUACAUUUUGUUUACAUGUUGUGGUAUCUUACGACUUUUGUAAUUAAAAUUCUUAAUGUGUAUUUUGUACAUAAUUUAAAGCAAUAUCUUGAAAAAUGUAAGUCAAACUAUCCUUUCAUUAAAAAAAAAAAAAAAUAGAUUUGAGACUGCACA